Molecule: messenger RNA, 785 nt
Organism: Xylaria bambusicola
Lineage: Eukaryota; Fungi; Ascomycota; Sordariomycetes; Xylariales; Xylariaceae
Exons: 1
Coding region: 11-313 (100 amino acids)
Source: RefSeq, a predicted model, not a curated record
UGCUACUGAAAUGCUAGAACUAGGCGUAAAUACAGCCAAUCCGAGCAUGAAGAAGCACUCCAUUUAUCUUUUAUUUAAUGAGGAUGACGGUCACCUAGCAAGGUUUGCCUUCUGCACACUCGCGUGCGGGCUCUGCACCAUGCUCAACCUUUAUUCACACGGCGUUUUGAUCGUCUUCCAGAUCUUUUGGUCUGUCGGUAUUGCAGCCCCCAUAGCGAACCUCUUAACAGUCGUGCAGGCAGGUCUAACUAAGAAGGACAACGCCGCGAGCACAGGCAACAGAGUUUUAUUACGCAGCUACGGGACUACUUAGGGUGUGACUAUCCCUACUGCAGUGUCCAACAGCCGUUUCGGUCAACUGCUCCCUACUAUUGGCGACGCUGUAGCCCGCAGCCUCCUUAGGCAUGACGAAUAUGUUUCAAGGUGUGGUGCGCGAUUAGAUCCUCUAUGUCUACACCUUCAGCAUACAGAGAGUCUGGCAGCUCGGCGUUAUCUUUUCCUCUCUUUCUUUCCUGGUAGCUUUUCUAGACAGGGGCAUCAAGCUGCGUGACGAAGUCAAUGUCGACUUUUCUACGGAGAGAGACGUAAAAGGGGGUAGGUUGACAUAUCAGAGAGUGAAAAAACACUGAUGUAGUCAACUUUCUCGGACGGUUCCGUUGCUUCCAGAUCAGAUUCGUCCCCGCAAGAUCUUUAGCUUCAUUAUAAUUCCGUUUCGGUAUGAUAGCCUUCAUGCUUGUUCAAAUAUUAGACUUAACAUUCAUUAAUAGCUAUUACAUCUAUUUUAA